UCUCAGGAGGCACUUUGUCCUUUUACAGUACACACACUCGUUCCCUGCUCUCUGUUUCUCAGGGCACUUUCAAUUUUCACUGAUUCGACUACAUGGAAGAGAUGGAUGUGGAUGUGGAAAUCAGCUCCCUGAUCAACAAGGUGGAAUUAAAGGAGAGUUUGGAGAGAGCUGAGCAGGAGAGGCCAAAGUGUGACAAUGUGGCAAUCAGUGAUAUGAACGCAGUGGAUCUGGAAAAGGAGAAAUACAGGGAGCCAGCUAAAAGCAGCAGAUUCCUGGCAGUGAAGGGUGAAGAAAGAGUGAGAAAGACUUCAAGGGACCUGCGUCAAGAAAUAAUCGAUCUCGGAGGAAUCGAAAAUUUAAUUCAGCUUCGAAAGAGAAAGAAGAACAAAAAGAAAAUCCCAGCUCCAGAGCCGGAGAAGGAACCAGAGGAAAUUACUGGUCCAGUUGAGGUGCCAGUGUUUUUGAGUGCUGCGGUACAAGGAAAGAUUAAGAUCAUCGAGAAGUACCUGACGGAUGGAGGCUGCCCUGAUGCCUGUGAUGAGUUUAAGCGGACUGGCCUGCACAGAGCUUCUCUAGAAGGUCACACCGAUAUUGUAACCAAACUUCUUGAAGCGGGAGCGACUGUGGACUUCAAGGAUAGGCUUGACUGCACUGCUGUUCACUGGGCCUGCCGAGGAGGGAAACUGGAGGUGCUUAAGAUCCUCCUGGGAAAAGGAGCUAAUGUGAAUGUUACUGACAAGCUGCUCAGUACACCUUUACAUGUUGCUACCAGGACAGGACAUGUGGAAUGCGUGGAGCACCUCAUCGCUUGUGGCAUUGAUAUCAACAUCAAAGACAGGGAGGGGGACACAGCGUUGCAUGAUGCUGUCCGACUUAACCGAUACAAGAUAACAAAGCUGCUCAUUUUACAAGGAGCUGACCUGAGGGCCAGCAAUGAGCAGGGCAAGACUCCAGUUGACCUGGUACAGCAAUGGCAUCUCGAAACUAAAGAUGCACUGGUCCAUGCACAUUAGCAGCUAACCAUCGCAAUUGAAAACAGGAUGAACCUUCAAGAUUGGAAAUAUUUUUGAAACUGUUGAGCCUACACUUGGGUCAUGCUUUAUCUUCUGGUUUCACCAAUGGUCACAGGUGGUUUGAUACCACACCAUGAGUCUGGAUUCAAGAGAAGGCAAAUUCAAGAAACGUCUUUAGGCCUAGGCUUCAAUGUAACACUAUUUAUUAUUCCUUUCACUCUAAAUACUGCUAUACAUGUAGUCAUACAAAUGCCAGGCUCUGGA
Hemiscyllium ocellatum (epaulette shark) is the source of this 1277-nucleotide messenger RNA. Its product is annotated as ankyrin repeat domain-containing protein 2-like. NCBI's taxonomy places the organism in Eukaryota, Metazoa, Chordata, Chondrichthyes, Orectolobiformes, Hemiscylliidae. Gene Ontology annotation, cellular component: nucleus. Gene Ontology annotation, biological process: regulation of transcription by RNA polymerase II. The record is from RefSeq and is a predicted model, not a curated record. The transcript has 9 exons. Bases 93 to 1013 code for a protein of 306 amino acids. Gene Ontology annotation, molecular function: RNA polymerase II-specific DNA-binding transcription factor binding.